This is a messenger RNA of Megalops cyprinoides (Indo-Pacific tarpon), 2740 nucleotides long. RefSeq names its product protein O-mannosyl-transferase TMTC1-like. The transcript is spliced from 19 exons. The coding region runs from base 53 to 2653 and encodes 866 amino acids. The record is from RefSeq and is a predicted model, not a curated record. Gene Ontology annotation, molecular function: protein binding; mannosyltransferase activity. NCBI's taxonomy places the organism in Eukaryota, Metazoa, Chordata, Actinopteri, Elopiformes, Megalopidae. Gene Ontology annotation, biological process: RNA processing; protein O-linked glycosylation via mannose.
ACGGAUCUAAAUGUUUUAACAAAUUUAAUCAGCAUGCGAGCCGAGGAGGAACAUGACAGCGCACAGCCGAGAGAAGAUUUCCUCCCCCCUGUGCCUCUCCGUCCUUUUCGGUCCGGGAAGAGGAGUUUUUUGCUACGUUGUGCUGGUUCUGGUCUGCGCGCUGUGCUACAGUAACUCGCUGCGAGGGGAGUUUGUGCACGACGAUGUUUGGGCGAUCAUCAACAACCCCGAUGUCAGACCAGGCUCCAGCCUGCGGAACAUCUUUUUCAAUGACUUUUGGGGGAAGAGGAUGGCCGAUAACACUAGCCACAAAUCCUAUAGACCGCUAUGCGUCCUCACCUUCAAGCUGAAUGUGGUGCUGGGCGGGAUGACUCCGCUGUACUUCCACAUGGUGAACGUGUGCCUGCACUGUGCCGUGACGUCCCUGCUCAUGUACGUGUGCGAGAGAACCGCCUUCGAGGACGGCCGUCUGGCCUUCCUGACCGCCCUCCUCUUCGCCGUCCACCCCAUCCACACAGAGGCGGUGUCAGGGAUUGUGGGAAGGGCGGACGUCCUGGCCUGCCUGCUGUUCCUCCUGGCCUUCCUCUCCUACGUCAGGAGUGUGGACAGGGCCUGCCCGGAGGACAGCGUCCCCCCCACAGUGUCCUCCUGCUCCCUGCUGCUCAGCCUGCUGCUGGGCACCUGCGCCAUGCUGGUGAAGGAGACCGGCGUCACCGUGUUCGGCGUGUGCGUGGUGUACGACGGCCUGGUCCUCUGCCACAAGCCUCUCACAGCGUACCUGUCCUGCACCAAAAUGAGGGAAGCUCCAAGAGUGUUCGGGCCCUUCGCCAAACGCGCCUGCCUGGUUUGCCUUCAUGUGGCGAUCAUCAUGUCCUUCCGCCUGUGGGUCAUGGGCGGCUCCAUGCCCUUGUUCUCCGAGCAAGACAAUCCGGCCUCCUUCUCUCCCCACCUGCUCACCAGGUUCCUCACCUACUGCUACCUGCUGGCCUUCAACGCCUGGCUGCUGCUGGCCCCCAUCGUGCUCUGCUAUGAUUGGCAGGUGGGCAGCAUCCCGCUGGUGGAGUCCCUGUGGGACGUGCGCAACAUCGCCGCCCUGCUGCUGGGAAUGGUCGUGGUCUGCCUGUGUCUGCACUGCCUGACGUCCGUACAGAGACCGGAGAGGCGGGAGGUACUGGUGGGGCUGCUGUUCCUGGUGCUCCCCUUCGUCCCGGCCAGCAACCUGUUCUUCCGCGUGGGCUUCGUGGUGGCCGAGCGCGUCCUCUACAUGCCCAGCAUGGGGUACUGCAUCCUGGUGGUCCACGGGCUGAACAGGCUGUGCUCUCUGGUGGGGAGGUGGGGGGCCACGGCCCUCACUGUCUCCAUGCUGCUGCUGCUGCUGCUCUUCUCCUGGAAGACCGUCCAGCAGAAUGAGAUCUGGCUCUCCCGAGAGGCGCUCUUCAGAUCUGGCAUCCAGACCAUGCCUCACAAUGCCAAGGUACACUACAACUACGCCAACUUCCUGAAAGAUCGAGGCCGCAACCAAGAGGCCAUUCAUCACUACAAAACGGCGCUGAGGCUGUACCCACGCCACGCCAGCGCUGUGAAUAACCUGGGCACCCUGACGCGCCACCCGGAGGAGGCCGAGCGCUACUACAGGAAGGCCCUGGAGAUCAAUCCCCAGCACAACAGAGCCCUCUUCAAUCUGGGUAACCUGCUCAAGUCCCAGGGGAAGGAGGAAGAAGCAGAGCGGAUGCUGAGAGACUCCAUUCAGUUUGGCCCGCACUUUGCCGACGCCUACUCCAGCCUGGCCUCCCUAUUUGCCGAGCAGAAGCGGCUCACUGAAGCCAAUGACAUCUACCUGCAAGGCAUUGAGAGCUGUCCAGACAGCUCAGAUCUGCACAAUAAUUAUGGGGUUUUCCUGGUGGACACAGGGGAUGCAGAAAGGGCAGCCAUCCACUACCAGCAUGCCGUGCGCCUCAAACCCACCCACUACGUCGCCAUGGUGAACCUGGGCCGGCUGCUGCGGUCCUCCAACGACAACAAGGAGGCGGAGGCAUGGUACAAGAGGGCCCUGCAGGUAGCGCGGAAGGUGGAGAUCCUGACGCCUCUGGGGGCGCUCUACUACAACACGGGGCGCUAUGAGGAGGCCCUCCAGGUGUACCGCGAGGCCGCCGCCCUCCAGCCCGACAGCGCCGACAUCUGGCUGGCUCUGGCCCAGGUGCUCGCCAUGGCCGGCCGGACCAAGGAGGCGGAGAAGAUGACCUUCGGGAUCGUGGCGAAGAACGCCGGGUGCAUCGAGUGCUACCGGCUCCUGUCCGCCAUCUAUAGCAAGCGCGGGAGCCACAGUGAGGCCCUGGAUGCACUGGAGAAGGCCCUGCAGCAGAAGCCCAGUGAUGUAGGCGUGAGGGCGGAGCUGCACUUCUCCAAGGGGAACCAACUGAGGGAGAUGAACCAGCUGGACAGCGCCUUUGAGAGCUACAAGCUGGCAGUGGAGCUCAACCCUGACCAAUCACAGGCCUGGAUGAACAUGGGAGGAAUACAACACAUCAAGGGAGACUACGCCCUGGCACGGCAGUACUACCAGAGGGCGUUGCAGUUGUCGCCUGGCUCCAAACUGCUGAAGGAGAACCUGGCCAAGCUGGACCGUCUGGAGAAGAGGCGGAACGGGGCGUAGAGGCACGCCCGGAGGGGGCCGGGUGUGCGAGGAGGGGGUGUCGCCGCAAACCCCCCGAGGGGAGUCGGGGGGAGCCCCGUGGUCCUG